AUGCCUCACGCCAUCACUCCAGACCCUCCGGACUGCAUGGUUGUAGAAACCGUAGAUGUCCACUCCGACCACGCUCAAUGGAAGUGCAAGAACUGCGGAAACAAGGAUGAACUAGAAACUGAGAAAUUCGGUUUCUGUCUCAUUGAAAAAGAUGAAAACGCUUGGGUCGUGACAAGCCAGGGACAGAUAUUUAGACAAGUUUGUGGGAGGGACAGUCAGGGUCGACCAAUCUAG
Messenger RNA from Fusarium venenatum, 234 nucleotides. NCBI's taxonomy places the organism in Eukaryota, Fungi, Ascomycota, Sordariomycetes, Hypocreales, Nectriaceae. The record is from RefSeq and is a predicted model, not a curated record.